UGAAUUCUUUGUGGUGUUUUCACUUGUCAGAACAGGCAGAGCCACAACAUCAGCAAUACAGAGAAAUGCAGGAGCAGGGACAGAAUCAGAGAGAGUGUCAAAGCGUGAAGAGUGAGGGCAACAGAGAAACACUGUGGUUUUCAAGAGUUUGAAUUUCAGAGAAAUUCACAAGACGGAUCAGCGAGAGAGGGGGAGCUAGAGAAAAAGAGAGAGAGAGAGAGACAUCGGCUGAGGGGUGUGUCAUAGCAACUUAGUUCCUCAAGGAAGUAGAACUCAACAUUAUCUUAAGACAGGGUGGCAGGACUGACAGAAGCGCUGCAGGAGGUCUGUUUCUGUGAGGUUCCCAUUCUACCUGUGAUGAAGAUGAAGGGAUCCCAUUAAAGCCAGUGGCCGGUGCCGUCAGCCUAAAAGACAGAGCAGAGGGAAAAGCAAAGCCAGCACACACCAGGAGGGAGGGGGACUCAGGCAAACAUGGACGCCUUCAGCUCCAAGGAAAUGGCCAUGAAGGCACAGAAAAAGAUCCUCAGCACAAUGGCUACCAAGAGUUCUGUGCAAAUGUUCAUCGACGACACGACCAGCGAGAUCUUGGACGAACUGUACCGUGUCUCCAAAGAGUUCUCUGGAAACAAAUCAGAAGCUCAGAAAGUGAUCAAGGACCUGGUGAAAAUAGCCGUGAAGAUCGGCGUGCUCUUCAGAAACAACCGCUUCAACACAGAGGAGUUGGGAGUGGCUCAAGAAUUCAAGAAAAAGCUGCGCACAGGGGCCAUGACAGCCAUCAGCUUCUACGAGGUGGACUUCACCUUUGACAAGGCCGUCAUGGAGGAGCUUCUGACCAGCUGCAGGGACCUGCUGCUGAAGCUGGUUCACAGCCACCUCACCCCUAAAUCCCAUGGUCGCAUCAACCAUGUGUUCAACCAUUACUCGAACCCAGACCUCUUGACCAAACUGUAUGAACCCAGUGGCCCCUUUCGUCCUCACCUUGUAAAGAUCUGCAAAGGACUCAACAAACUGGUGGAGGAUGGGACAAUAUGACGAGAGCAGGAUUUUUUUUCCAGGUAGACACUGGGACGUCUAGUAGCAGACUUAACUGUUGGACAAAAUUGGUCUCACUGUUACAGGACCGGCAACAUAAGACAAGAGAUUUAAGAACAAAAGACUUUGUCGUCCUCAAACAAUAGGAGCAGUAGAAAUAAAGUUGGUUGGGUCAUUGGUCAGGUUGUGCUCAUCUACAUUAUGACACAUACAUUUGUUUUCACAAAUAUAAGAUAAAAAUAGAAUUAAAUAGGUUUGACUAUGAAUUGUCAUUUUAUUAUAAAAUGUCCAGUAGGAUUAUGACGUCAUAUAAUGUAUCAACUGCUCGUGUCUUGUAUAGAAGACAGGAGCAGAUCAAGCAGAAACAACGCCACGGUGAUGCAGCACUGCCACCCGGUGGUGGUUGAGCUGCUGCUUCAGAAAGUCAGUGUAAUACGACGCAUCCGAAAGACAAAAGCUGCCAACAAUAAAGCGAACAGGCGAACAGAGAACAACGCAUGAUGUCACUGAUGAUGACACU
Molecule: messenger RNA, 1552 nt
Organism: Betta splendens (Siamese fighting fish)
Lineage: Eukaryota; Metazoa; Chordata; Actinopteri; Anabantiformes; Osphronemidae
Gene: tnfaip8l2b
Product: tumor necrosis factor, alpha-induced protein 8-like 2b
Exons: 3
Coding region: 472-1032 (186 amino acids)
Biological process (GO): regulation of apoptotic process
Cellular component (GO): cytoplasm
Source: RefSeq, a predicted model, not a curated record